Messenger RNA from Andrographis paniculata, 1401 nucleotides. RefSeq lists its product as uncharacterized. NCBI's taxonomy places the organism in Eukaryota, Viridiplantae, Streptophyta, Magnoliopsida, Lamiales, Acanthaceae. The transcript is spliced from 2 exons. Bases 1 to 1401 code for a protein of 466 amino acids. The record is from RefSeq and is a predicted model, not a curated record.
AUGGUGCGAACACGAUUCGGAGGGGAAACACGGACUGGCAGAGAAGUGGCUCUCAGUGAGAUUCCAACUCCACCUGAAGCAAUCGAGGAAGUUCAGGUUGCAGGUACUGACAUUGUGACUCCGCACUCUCCUGGAGGUCACAUAUAUGACGCUGAGGAAAUUGUUCAAAAAACCCUCGAAGAAACGCAAGAUGAUGGCCCUGAGGAUGGGACUUCUGGAGAACAAGAGACUGAUCACGCUGAGGAAGAAGACGUGGGAAAGGAACAAGAGGUUGUUGAACCUGAACCCAUAAAUGUUGAGGAAGAAGCCUUGAUACAUUCUGAAGGAGCCCUGGAAUCUGAAGAACAGAGGAUCGAAGCGGUUGCUCCUCACAUUCUCCUUGAGGAACCCGCGAUUACACAUGAAGGUGCGACUGAUGACCAUUCUCACUCUUUCUCAGAUGAAAGUCUCAAUACGAUCAUUGAUAGAACUGUUGACAAACUCUUCUAUGAGCGAAUGGAACAUGAAAACGUUGUGGUCACGCCGGCAUCAUCUGAGGCGGUAACCAAGUCUGAUGAUUACGACAAUGCUCCUCUUGCCCAACUGAGAAAACGUCAUGCCGAGAAACAAAGUAAGAAAAGGAAGGUCUCUGCUGACUCUCCCGGUCCUUCGAAGAAAAGAAGCAAGCAAGUGAUUUCGAAGAAGAAAAACAAGCCAAAGAAAUCAAAAUCUCGUAAGCGGAAAGUUACACCCCCUCCAGUCACGGCUGAAGAAGCGAUGGAUGUAACCCAUUUUGACGAUGCUGCGGAGUUAUUCGAGUACGACAUUUUGGCCAAUCGGAAGCUGGUACUAGAGGCUCGUUUUACCGAUCUACUUCACAAAGACGUUGGUUUUCUUGCAUUCCUGAGGAUGAAAGGUCUGCUACACUGGGCAGUAUCACUCAAACGUUACUGUCCGAAGCUAGUCAGGGAGUUCUAUGCAAAUUUCACACGGGAUGUUUUGGAUGAGGAAAUUCCUUGGUUCCAUAGAGCGUAUGUGCGAGGAAAAAUGAUUGAGCUUAGCCCCCAAGUGAUCAACAAUUUGCAGAAACUUCCGACUGACAAUCCAGAAGUAUUUCCUUCUACCCUGAUCAAAGAAUCCAGAAGAGAGGUUGCACUACGGUUAUCGGCAUGGAAAUCCGAUGAUUUUGGACGAUCGGGCUUGGCUGCAACAGAACUGACCAUGAAGUUUCAAUGCCCGUUUCGUUUCUGCGCAAUGAAUGUUUUUCCCACAAGCAACGGGACUAACAUUGGAUAUGAGAUUGGUAAAUUACUUCUUUGCAUUGACAAAUUUUGUGCUGACAUCAACUUUGGUUUUGUUGUUAUCUCAAGGAUGAUUAAGUAUGCCCGGGGAAAAUCUUUUGACAAGACCAACCUCCUAUAG